This is a messenger RNA of Histoplasma capsulatum G186AR, 1208 nucleotides long. RefSeq names its product proteasome subunit alpha. The coding region runs from base 1 to 1002 and encodes 333 amino acids. Gene Ontology annotation, cellular component: proteasome core complex, alpha-subunit complex; proteasome core complex. The record is from RefSeq and is a predicted model, not a curated record. The transcript has 6 exons. NCBI's taxonomy places the organism in Eukaryota, Fungi, Ascomycota, Eurotiomycetes, Onygenales, Ajellomycetaceae.
AUGUUCUGGAAGGAUAGUAUCUGGAUGAGCCGGAAGAUGCGGACGAAGAAGGUCUUCCUCACUUGGGUUCCUGUGCACGUGGUUGGGUCUGGCAGUACAAAUGCUCAACCAGCUUGUAGCCCUGGCUGCUUAGUUGGCCACCGUUGCAGUGGGGUAAACAUCCUGCGCUUGCAGCGGAGCAGACAGCUUGUUGUUGAUGAUGUUGAUGUGGACAGUGGGAAGCUGGUUCAGAUCGAAUACGCUUUAAAUGCCGUUAACCAAGGCGUUACUGCGUUGGGUAUCAAAGCUACAAAUGGAGUCGUCCUUGCCACAGAGAAAAAAUCGUCUUCGCCCCUGAUAGACCCUCCUUCUCUGUCAAAAGUCUCCCUAAUCACCCCAGAUAUCGGCAUGGUCUACUCUGGAAUGGGUCCCGAUUACCGUGUCCUUGUCGAUAAGGCCCGGAAAACCUCCCACACUGGUUACAAACGCAUUUACAAUGAGUACCCGCCAACUAGAAUAUUAGUCCAGGAUGUUGCCCGAGUCGUCCAAGAGGCUACGCAGUCCGGGGGUGUCAGGCCAUAUGGCGUCAGUUUGCUAAUCGCGGGCUGGGAUGACGGGGUCGAACCUACAAUUGCAGAGAGCGAGUCAGAUACGGACAAGAAGAAAGUAUCGGGGAAAACGGGCGGAAUUCUCAAAGGUGGCCCUAGCUUGUACCAGGUCGAUCCUAGCGGCAGCUAUUUCCCAUGGAAGGCCACCGCCAUUGGGAAGAGUGCGACCAGCGCGAAGACCUUCCUCGAAAAGAGAUACACAGAUGGUCUUGAGCUGGAAGAUGCUAUCCAUAUUGCACUUCUCACGCUAAAGGAGACCAUUGAGGGUGAAAUGAAUGGUGAAACCGUAGAAAUUGGUAUCGUUGGACCCCCGGCCAACCAUCUAUUGGGAUAUGAGGGCGUUGAGGGCGCCAGGGGCCCACGGUUCCGGAAACUGACCAAGGAGGAGAUUGAGGAUUACUUGACAAACCUAUGAUAGACUUUAUGUUUAGCGCACCAUAAUCAGUCUCUUUUGAUUCCCUUUUUUAUUUUAUAUGUAGCUUCGUAGUGUUGCUUAUAUUCUGUCAGCUCUUUCAAAGGCAAAUCAUAAAUGUCCAUGUCACAGGCAUAACGGCUCGCAGUCCACUUGACUGCUGAGGUGACCGAAUGGCAAAAUUAAAUCUACGUCACGAUUCUGUUGAA